Serendipita indica DSM 11827 is the source of this 2550-nucleotide messenger RNA. The record is from the annotation of a GenBank genome assembly. Lineage: Eukaryota; Fungi; Basidiomycota; Agaricomycetes; Sebacinales; Serendipitaceae.
AUGUCUGCUCCAGCAGCGCCUGCAGACGUAGGCACGUCUUCAGACGAAGAUGAACAAAGUCAAGCGCAAGACGAGGGUUUCUUCCAAAAACUUGCAGACAUUGCUGAGCAACCGUUGACGACGCUCACAAAGGUCCUUCUCGGCGUCUGUUUAUUCCUUUUGCUCUUACUUUCGGUGUUCGUUGGUCUAUUCGCUGGAGCUCAGCACAAGAUCAACCACAAGCCGAGUCCUGCCCCGCCGUCGGUCACACCUACCACAGUCCUAACCACGGUCACUGAGACACUCGUCAGUACUAAGACGAGCAUCUUUACCACAACUGUAGCCUUGCCUGCACCAACGGGCGAACCUACUGCGGAUGUUUGCACAUCUUCGGAUUGCAUUAUUCUGUCAGCCUCAAUACUGUCAUCUAUCGACACAUCUUUCGACCCCUGUGAAGACUUCUAUCUUUAUACAAACAAUGGUUGGUUGAAGUCGCAUCCUAUUCCCUCUGAUAAAGGCUCGUUUGGAAACUUUGAAGACGUUCAACUUCAAAACGAAGCUAUCAUUCGGGAAAUUCUGGAAGCACCUUCUCCAAAGGACCUUGACCUUUACGAUAGAAAGUCUCUGCAAAAGGUCAAGGCUCUCUACGGUGAAUGCUUGGCCGAGGAUAAGCUUGACAAAGUUGGCAUGGCCCCAUUGCUGGAUACUAUUCGUGUUGUCCGAGGUCUCUACAACGGAAGCACCAGCAUAGAUCCACAUUUUGCAACGCAACAAGAUGGAACUCAACGUUCGUUUGCUACCGAAGCCACACCAAAGGGACUCACGGCUGCCCUUGCUUAUCUUCAUUCGAGAGGCGUCGGUGCGCUCUUCGGGUUCGAUAUUGACGGAGAUAUUGGAGUCGAUCCUGAUAAAAUGACUCUCUGGUUCUGGCAACCAGAACUGGGAUUACCAUCCAAGGAAUACUACGAAGAGCCUGAAAUCAGCAAAGUCUACGAGGCUGCCAUUGAAAAACUUCUCUUUACAGUAUUUGAAGAGGAGAAAGCUGUACAGUCGAAGCAAUUCUGGCCGCCCUUCCCUUGGCCUCAACCUCCAAAAGGUGGUGACGAUGAUGAAAAACCUGAGAAUAGCACGGUACGCGCCAAACGUUUGGCAAAGUCCGUCUUCAAGUUUGAGCAAGCGAUUGCCAGGGCAAGCCAGGACUUGGAUGAGCUAUAUGAUCCAAUUGGGAGCUAUAAUCCGGUCCCUUUCUCGAAUCUGACAGAGGGACUGCCGCAAAUUCAAUUCGACAACUAUCUUACGGCUUUUGCACCGCGUUCGUUCCCUUCGCGUGUGAUAGUCACUUAUCCUGCGUACAUUACCAGUCUAUCAGCAAUUUUAGACGAUGCGAAAAAGGAAGACGUCGAGGCAUACCUCAUCGCUCGCACCAUCUUGUCGUUGGCACCUCUUCUGGGCCAAGAUACGUACAUAUGGAAGGUAGUACGGGAGCUGAGAGAAGUGCUUGGUGGUCUUAAGAAAGGAGCAUUACCGGAUCGUUCCGAGUACUGUGCCAAGGUCGUUAGCGAAGUCCUGGGAUAUGCAACUGGACGCUUCUUCGUUCACGAGGCGUUUGGCGGCGAAUCAAAGAAGAAAGCCAGCAACGUUAUUACAAAUGUCAUUGAGGCAUUCAAGACUUCACUUCCACACCUCAGCUGGAUGGACAAGAAUUCAUCAACCGCGGCAGCGGAGAAGGCAAUUGGUUAUCCAUUAUGGCCGAACACGGAAUCCUCCUUCCAGAUUUACAACUUCUAUAAAGCAUUGGAUCCAUCCGCUAACGGCUAUUUCGCGACAGUCCUUGCUCAAGAGACUUGGGAUCAAAUCAGAAAGUGGCAAAAGCUCGGCCGCGCUCGUAACCAUAUGGAGUGGGAGAUGUUUGCAUCAACUGUCAACGCGUAUUACAAUCCACCGGCUCAGGAAAUAGUCUUCCCUGCCGGUAUUAUGAGACCGCCGUGGUUCAGCGUCAAUUGGCCAGGAUAUCUCAACUAUGGAGGAAUGGGUGCAAUUGCCGCUCAUGAACUUUGCCAUGCCUUUGACUCUGCAGGAAGAAUGUACAACCAACACGGGAAACUAGAAGAAUGGUGGACCAAUACAACCAGCCAAAACUUCGACAAGAUCCAAAAGUGCAUCUCAAAGCAGUAUUCAGAAUACACAAUCGACGAUGGCAAAGGAAACAAGGUCCAUGUUAACGGGGAACUAACCUCUGGCGAAAAUAUCGCCGACCAAGGUCUCAUCAACUCUUAUCGAGCAUGGAAGGCAAACUACAACUCGUCAUAUGAGCAAGGCUCCGAGUACCUUCUCCCUGGCUUGAACUACACUAGGGAACAACUCUUCUUCAUCUCUUUUGGCCGCACUUGGGCUCGAAACAUGCGGCCUGCGUCAGCCGUUCAGCGAAUACGCACUGACCCGCACUCUCCAACCCAGUUCCGCGUAGAUGGGACCCUAUCCGACAUCCCGGAGUUUGCCCAGGCGUUUAACUGCUCCACCGGCUCAAAGUUGAACCCUCCAAAGGAGAAGCAAUGUAGGCUAUGGUCAUAG